AUGAUGAACGCUGUCGUCACUGUUCCUGCUUACUUCAACGACUCUCAGCGUCAAGCCACAAAGGACGCUGGUGUCAUCGCUGGUUUGAAUGUGAUGCGUAUCAUCAACGAGCCCACUGCUGCAGCAAUUGCUUAUGGUCUUGACAAGAAGGCCACCAGUGUUGGUGAGAAGAACGUCUUGAUCUUUGAUCUUGGUGGUGGUACUUUUGAUGUCUCUCUUCUCACCAUUGAAGAAGGUAUCUUUGAAGUUAAGGCUACUGCUGGAGACACUCAUCUUGGUGGUGAAGAUUUUGACAACCGAAUGGUUAACCACUUUGUUCAAGAAUUUAAGAGGAAGAGUAAGAAGGAUAUUAGCGGUAACCCUAGAGCUUUGAGGAGGUUGAGGACGGCCUGUGAGAGAGCUAAGAGGACUCUCUCUUCCACAGCUCAAACCAACAUCGAGAUUGACUCUCUCUUUGAGGGGAUUGAUUUUUAUUCUUCUCUCACCCGUGCGAGGUUUGAAGAACUCAACAUGGAUCUUUUCAGAAACUGUAUGGAGCCUGUGGAGAAGUGUCUCCGUGAUGCUAAGAUGGACAAGAGCAGAGUUCACGAUGUCGUCCUUGUUGGUGGUUCUACACGUAUCCCCAAAGUUCAACAGCUUCUCCAAGAUUUUUUCAAUGGUAAAGAGCUCUGCAAGUCCAUUAACCCUGACGAGGCUGUGGCUUAUGGUGCUGCGGUUCAGGGUGCUAUUCUAAGCGGCCAAGGGAAUGAGAAGAAGAUGGUGCAAGAAGCUGAGAAGUACAAGUCUGAAGAUGAAGAGCAUAAGAAGAAGGUCGAGGCCAAGAAUGCUCUUGAGAACUAUGCUUACAACAUGAGAAACACAAUCCGUGAUGACAAGGUUAGUGAGAAGCUUUCUGCUGCAGACAAGAAGAAGAUUGAAGAUUCGGUUGAGGAGGCAAUCCAAUGGCUUGAUGGGAACCAAUUGGCCGAAGUAGAAGAGUUUGAAGAUAAGAUGAAAGAGUUGGAGAGUGUAUGCAAUCCGAUCAUUGCCAAGAUGUACCAAGGAACUGGUGGUGCUGCUGAUGAUGGUGCUCCUCCUGCUUCCGGAGGUGCUGGUCCCAAGGUUGAAGAAGUUGACUAA
This is a messenger RNA of Eruca vesicaria subsp. sativa (arugula), 1119 nucleotides long. The record is from the annotation of a GenBank genome assembly. Lineage: Eukaryota; Viridiplantae; Streptophyta; Magnoliopsida; Brassicales; Brassicaceae.